GCAACACACACAUUCUGCACGUUCCACAUGCGCUUCAGAUGCGCGGAGCUCCGCACAUGGAUCAGCGCGCAGAGCUCUUAUAACACAUCCCAGAGUCCCACCAGAAGCCGAUGUCCAGUGCAUGCUACUCAAUAGACGAGCUUGUGCCUUUAGAAAUCAUUUUGAUUCAAAACUUAUCCAUUGAUUUGAAUGCACCACGCGCAAGACAAAAUGCCAUUUCGUCAGCAUGCUGUGGACAGUCAGUUGGAGAAACUUGCUUUGGAGCAGGUGGUGCCUGCUUUGCUGGACAGAGGCUUCUUUUACGUGGACCAUUUUUUGGGGGACAUCGCGGGACAAACGGUAUUGGGUCAGGUCAAGCGCAUGCAUGACUGUGGGCUCCUCGAUGACGGACAGCUUGCGGGUCGAAGAAAUGGAGUUUGCAGGAGGAACAUCAGAGGAGAUAAAAUAACGUGGGUUAACGGGAACGAGAGGGGCUCCGAGGCUGUAAAUUUCUUAUUGACCCUCAUUGAUAAGUUGAUAUCUUCAUGCGACGGUCUACUGGGGAAAAGUAUUUGUGCUAGAUCAAAGGCGAUGGUGGCUUGUUAUCCAGGAAACGGAGCAGGAUAUGUGAAACAUGUAGAUAAUCCGAACGCAGACGGUCGCUGUGUUACCUGUAUUUACUAUCUGAACAAAAACUGGAACGCCAAGGAGCACGGGGGAAUAUUAAGGAUAUUUCCUGAAGGGAAGCCUUACGUGGCUGACGUUGAACCUUUGUUUGAUCGACUUCUGCUUUUCUGGUCAGAUCGAAGGAACCCUCAUGAGGUUCAGCCAUCAUAUGCUACAAGGUAUGCGAUCACCGUGUGGUACUUUGAUUCAGAGGAAAGAGCCGAAGCUAGAAGGAAAUUCAGAGACCUGACAGCCUCCACACAGGAAAGAUCAUCAUCUUAACAUAGAGACACACUGGUCUGUUUCCUCCAAGAGGAUUUGUUUGUUUUCUUGUAUUCUUUUGCUUAUUUUUGUAAUGGUUUUUGCACUAAAGUUACUCCUCUCCUGUGAUUUACUUGGGUUUGAAUACAGUCCUUAAAAUCAGAGAAGAGUCCUUUUAGUAACACGCUGCUAAUGUAAAUAUAAUUUUGUGAACAAUGUUAAAUUGUAAUACAUAUAGUAAAUCAACUAUUAGAUGUUUAUUGUGAAGUUGUUCUUAAAAAAAAAACAGAGAUAUAUAUGGCAAAGAUACAUUUUAAAAAUAAAAACGAAUAUAUUACCGCUUUUAAAAAAUAUAUUCUAGUUAUUGUUUGUUAGAAAUAUGUAUCGACAAGCAUUAUACAUAUUUAAAUUUCUUUGAUCGUCCAUUUUGUUGUUGUUUUUAUAUUUUUGUGUUUUUGCAUUGUGGUCACUGAAAAUUGUUGUUAUUCUUUACACAGUGAAGUUUAACUGCUUCAGAAAGGCAACAUGAGUAUUUAUAAUUACUUUAUGUGCAUUAUUGUUUGAUGUGUUUGAUGUAGCGUGCAACACCUUUAUGGAAGUCAGAAUCUGUAAUGUUAAAAAAUGGAGUGUUGGUAAAGCUUUACAAGAUAUACAGUUAUAUUCCCUAAAGCACUUGAAAUGAAAUGGCUUAACUUUUUCAGUCCUAGUGUGGGUUUGAGAAUUUGAUCAGCUUGCAUGCAGGUCAGCAAUGCUGAGCAAACACGCACUUGAAUGAAUGUUGUUGAGAAAUGUUAUUUGCUUCAUGUAACUUACAGUGGUAAUGUAACGCAAGUCGUUUUGGAAAAUCUCAGUUCAUGUACUGUACCCCAGUGACGACGUUCUACAAUUCUACAGAUGGCCAAAUUUAACAUGGAAAGUCCUGAAUUGUUCAUACUGUAUUGUUUCAGUAAUAAAGUAUUUCCUUUGGUCAAAUCGUA
This is a messenger RNA of Triplophysa rosa, 1883 nucleotides long. It is a transcript of the gene egln3, whose product is annotated as egl-9 family hypoxia-inducible factor 3. The transcript is spliced from 5 exons. The coding region runs from base 190 to 927 and encodes 245 amino acids. Gene Ontology annotation, molecular function: ferrous iron binding; L-ascorbic acid binding; peptidyl-proline 4-dioxygenase activity. Gene Ontology annotation, biological process: peptidyl-proline hydroxylation to 4-hydroxy-L-proline; cellular response to hypoxia. The record is from RefSeq and is a predicted model, not a curated record. Gene Ontology annotation, cellular component: cytoplasm; nucleus. NCBI's taxonomy places the organism in Eukaryota, Metazoa, Chordata, Actinopteri, Cypriniformes, Nemacheilidae.